AUGACACUGUCACUGGAUGUCCAUCAGCGCGUUCACCCGCACAUCUGGUCCAUCAACCACCUUCCCUUCAAUACAUUCGCCGCGCUGCCUGUACCGAAACCGGUCGGUGGAGUGCUUAUUCUCGCCAACAAUGCGCUGAUUCACCUGAACCAGGGCCUGCCUCCGUACGGAAUUUCCCUGAACUCCUUCAACCGCAGCAACACCUCCUUCCCGCUGAAGACGUACGACGGCCUGACGAUCAGUCUCGCCGGGUGCCAGGCCUGUUUUAUAUCGAACAAUAAAAUAUUGCUAAGUCUGUGUACGGGCGACUUGUAUUUGCUCAAUCUACACAAUGACACCACGCGCAGCCUGAGAACGUUCAACUUUAUCCACCUUGCUUCAUCUGUGAUCUGCACGACGCUGACCAAGUGCGAAGAAGGCUUCCUCUUUCUCGGAUCUCGCCUCAGCCACUCGGUGCUGCUGUACUUCUAUGAAAAGGACAAAUCAAAGUCUGAGGCGGCCAAUGAAAAGUCAACUUUAAACUCUAAUCAGGCUCUGGCCAAGCUGAUCGCCUCACCGGGUUUCGAUGAGACCAUUUCGGAGGAUGAAUGGCUUUACGGUGCAGAGUUUUGCGCUUUGCAGAAGAGGAUCAAGCUGGAGCAAGUUGAGCGGGUCAAGCCGACAGUUGUGUUGCCAGAAAAUAAGGAGGAGGAACAACAGCAGCCCAGCGAAGAGCAGCAACAAAACUCGACCGAAGCUUCUUCGGUUGAGGAAAAGCCAGAAGAGAAAGAGCAAGUCGAUGCUGUGAAGGUCAACGGAGACGAUGACGCUGAAAAGCCUUCAAAAGAACCCACCAACGACGAUGAGGAAGCUGUUGAAGAGGCAGUUCCAAUGGAAACGGAAACAGAAGAACAACAAAUGGUAGUCAGCGCCACUGACCACCUGCUGCGAGUGUACGAGAGCGCAGAGAAGGAGCAGUGUCUGCUGGUGCUCUGUGACACGCUCUUCAACCUCAGCCCCUGCAUCAGCUCCUGCCUGGGCGAGCCGAACUUCAGCUGCGACAGCUGGGCCAACGUGCAGGACUUUGAGGUGGAGCUGAUCACCGCGGGCGGCUACGAGCAGGCAGGGGCGCUGAACAUUCUGCAGCGGACGAUCAAGCCGCAGAUUGAGACCAGCUUCCACCUGCCCGGCUGCUCCGACGCCUGGACGGUGUACGGGCCGACGAACUACGCCGACGAGGAGGCGCAGCGGCAGCAGCAUCAGCAGCAGCCGCACGAGUUUCUCAUCCUCAACCAGGAGGAGGCGACCAUCGUCUUCCAGGUGGGCCAGGAGAUCAACGAGCUGGAGCAGAGUGGCUUCAUCACCCAGAGCAGCACCGUCUUCACCGGCAACCUGGGCGCCAACAAGUACAUUCUGCAGGUGUGCUCGCACAGCGUCCGCCUCCUCGACAGCACCCACGAGCUGCAGCACUUUCCCCUCGACCUGGGCUCGCCCAUCGUCCACACCUCACUCGCCGACCCCUACGCCGUCCUCAUGACCGCCAACGGACAGCAGGUGCUGCUCCUCUGUCUCAUCAUCGACUCGAAGAACGGCUCCGCAAGGCUGGUGGUCAGCAAGCCGGACCUGUCGACGGCUCGCUCCAAGAUCACCGCCCUCUGCGUCUACAAGGACGUCAGUGGGCUGUUCAGCACGGAAAACACUAGCAGCAAGACGGCGGCGGAGAGCAAUGGUGGUGGCGUGAAGACGCGCAAAAGCGCCGCCAAGAGCGGUGGCAAGGCGGCCACGAAGACGCCCUCACUCGCCUCGACGCUGUCCAACCUGAACUGCGCCAGUACGGCGGAUGAGGAGGAUGAGCUGCUGUACAGCGACUCGACGGUCUGCUUCCUCGGACCGGAUGAGGCCAAUGCUGAGAAGGACAACAGUGCGGGCAAAGAUGAGGAGGAAGAGGAGGAAGGAGGAGGGGCGAAGGACCUGAAGCUGACCACCAUGGCCGCCCAGGAGCCCACCUUUUGGCUCUUUUUCGUGCGUCAAAACGGAGUGCUGGAGAUUUACACACUGCCUGACUUCAAGCUGGUCUACCUGGUGAAGAACUUUCCCCUCGGACUGCGCGUUCUAGUGGACAGCAUUCAGACGACCGACCACUCCUUCCACAAUAGCCAGGUGGACGCCUCCUCGAUGCCGAUCACGCUGGAAAUUCUCGCCCUCGGAAUGGGCCUCAAUCAGACGCGACCCUUUCUUUUUGCCCGCUUUGAGGAGGAGCUGUUCAUCUACGAGGCCUUUGCCUUCUUCGAGUCGCUGGUGGACAACCACCUGAAGCUGCGAUUCAGACGGCACCUGGCGCACAACACACUACUGCACUACCCACAGCUGGGCCUCAGCAAGGAGGAGUACGAGAGCACCUUUGGCGGCAAACCUCGCCCGCUCACCUCCAGCUGGCUACGGCCCUUCUCCAACAUUGGCGGCUACGCGGGCGUCUUCCUCUGCGGCCACUUUCCCUGCUGGUUCCUGAUGACGCCUCGGGGGGAGCUGCGCGCCCACAGCAUGGAGGUGGACGGCGUGGUGACCAGCUUCGCCAUGUUCAACAACAUCAGCUGCCCAAAUGGCUUUCUCUACUUCAACGAGGAGGAGGAGCUGCGCUUUUCAGUGCUGCCGUCGCAGUUCGACCUGGACGGCCACUGGCCCACCCGGCACGUGCACAUCGGCAGCACCGUUCGCUUCGUGGGGUACCACGUGGAGAGCAAGACGUACGCCCUGGUGAUGAGCCGACAGGUGAAGGUGGAGCGAAUAGUGCGCGUCGGCGGCGAGGAGAAGGACUACGACCCGGUGGAGGCGGGCACCGGCUACAUCCACGCCACGACGGAGCAGUUCGAGCUGCAGCUGGUCUCCCCGGUCAGCUGGGAGUUCAUCCCGGGGACGGCCAUUCCGCUGGAGGAGUGGGAGCACGUCACCUGCAUGAAGAACGUCCUCCUCUCCUCGGAGGGCACCAGCUCCGGCCUGAAGGGCUACGUGGCCAUGGGCACCAACUACAACUACGGCGAGGACGUCACCAACCGCGGCCGCAUCUGGAUACUGGACAUCAUCGAGGUGGUGCCCGAGCCGGGCAAGCCGCUGACGAAGAACAAGAUCAAGACCACCUACUGCAAGGACCAGAAGGGCCCGGUGACGACGCUCUGCCAGGUCAAGGGCUACCUCCUCUCCGCCAUCGGCCAGAAGAUCUACAUCUGGCAGCUGAAGGAGUCAGACCUCAUUGGCAUCGCCUUCAUCGACGCGCAGAUCUACGUCCACACGGCCAUCUCUCUGCGCAACCUCAUCCUCAUCGCCGACGUGCACAAAUCGAUCUCACUGCUGCGCUACCAGGAGGAGACGCGCACGCUGUCGCUGGUCAGCCGCGACCAGAAGCAGCUGCAGGUCUUCUCCUGCGAGUACAUGAUCGACAACUCGCAGAUGAGCUUUGUGGUGUCGGACACCUCCAAGAACCUCAUCAUCUACUCCUACCAGCCGGACAUGCUGGAGAGUCUGGGCGGCACUAAGCUGCUCCGCCGGGCGGACUUUCACUUUGGCGCCAAUGUCAACUCCUUCUUUCGUAUUCGCUGCAGUUUGCCCUCCAAGCGCAUGGACAGUCGGCUGAAGCAGACGUACCUGCGGAGGCACAUCACCAUGUUCUCCACGCUGAACGGCACCCUCGGCUACCUGUUGCCCAUCUCCGAAAAGACCUACCGCCGGCUGUUGAUGCUGCAGAAUCUACUGACCACCAAUCUGCAGCACAUUGCCGGCCUCAAUCCGAAAGCUUAUCGCAUGAUUCGAAUGCAACGGUUGGACCUCUGCAAUCCCAGCAAAAACAUUCUCGAUGGCGACCUCCUCUUCAAGUACUUUAACCUGUCGAUGAAUGAGAAGGUUGAGCUGGCCAGGAAGAUCGGCACCAGCAUCAAACAGGUGGUUGAUGAUCUUCAGGAAAUUCAGUGCAUCUCAUCGCAUUUCUGA
Rhagoletis zephyria (snowberry fruit fly) is the source of this 3960-nucleotide messenger RNA. The record is from RefSeq and is a predicted model, not a curated record. NCBI's taxonomy places the organism in Eukaryota, Metazoa, Arthropoda, Insecta, Diptera, Tephritidae.